ACGACCGCGUCGGACCCGUUUGACAAGAUAAAGACAAGAGAUGGCGCUAGCGUAAUUAAAAUUGAGAGGAUGAGCUCGCUGAAAAUGAAAUGGCGUCCUAAGUUACCAUCAUGACAACGAAAUGUACCACUCUGCCCCCUUCUGGGUCAAAGAAACCACCAACUGGACAUACUCCUCAACUCGCUACUUCUGGAAAACAACUUGGGAAUGCACAACUCCUAUUUGAACCUUCUCCUAAACUAGAGAAAACCAACAGAAACCGUUCCCCCAGCCCAAACAUCAGACGCAGAACGCAGAGUGCCAAGACAUCUCAUACCAAGUCUUCAAGGUCGUUGCUUGUUUCUUCCUUUGGAAACGCAGAGAGGAGGCCUGUAUCGGCAGUUGUUCCUGGAGAAAAGCAAUACUUGCGGACAUCUAAGUCUAAAGAGGAGGGAGUACAUUUUGUAAACAAUGCCAAUAAUAGACCUAGUCACGUCCCUGUGCCAACUCAGUUCUUGGCGUUUGAGGAAACAGAUUCAUGUCCUCACCAUUCUUCAUUAACGGAACCUCCCCAUAGGCAUGUACCGAGAACUUAUCAUGGUAAGGUAGAUUUCAAAGGUCAUGGACAUGAAGAUACUGCAGGCCAUCAUGAAAGUGUGCCUGGAAAGAACUCAAGAAGAAUGUUUUCAGAUGAUGGUUUAGCGAGUGAAGAGAAUAGGAACAGUUUGCCUCAGGGUAUUUCAGCCCUUUCACCGUGGAUUACACCUGGUCUGCCAUCUGAGUGGAUAGGGGUAGAUGAAGGUAGCUGUGUGGUGUUCUUGCCUUCAUUGCUGGGUGAAACUGAAGCCUUGCCUGUCGUACCUCCACCUCAAGAAUCAUCAGAAGUCAUGCCACAUAAGCCACCUCCUCCUCAGCCAAAACCAUUUGAUCCAAGAAAGUUGUUCCAUUAUGAUGUGGAAAAGAACCUCCCUUCGUACAUGAAAGACGUGGAUGGACCCCGGCCUAAAAGUCGCCCAGGCACCUCCAAAGAUGGCAGGAUAUACUCCCUGAAUGGACAGCUGCUGCAUGAUCAAUGUAAAUAUUCUAGGAACAGAACGGCGUUGAUGAUCAAGCAGGAAAUUGAAGAUCUGGAGCUACUUCUUGAAGGUGUUGGACGUAAAGGAAGUGCCAAUCCAGUCGUGCAGUAUCAGUAUGAGAUCAGUAUGCUGAAGAAGGCGGUGUCAGACACCAUUAUCCAGUGCCAUCUAAUGAGGAGACCCAAGCCAAAAGAGGAAGAACCACCAGAUUUAACCGGAUUACGGCAGUACAUAAGAGAGCGGGAACAUGUGCUUGCUAAGAUCAAAGCAAGGAGGGAAGCUUGUCUGAUAGAGCUGGCAAAACUUGAAAACUCCCUUGGUCUCGGAGAUCAGGCCAACCAGAGUGUAGACUGAGCUAAUAAAUCUUCAUCAUUUACAUGUAGGAGGGAUUCACAUUGACUUGUUUGUUCUGACCAAUCAGAUGCAAGGAUUUGAGGUAACUUGUAACAAUAGUCAGUGAGAAUCUUUUGAAAGAUCUCUAGAUCUCAGAGACCAGGUGGGUGUUUCAUAAACCUGUUUGUAAGUUAUGAGCGACGUAACGUAUGACUGGUGACCCCUUUUUGAGAAGCAAAAUUAGCACCAGUGGUAAUUUGGGCUGUGUCACUUACCAUAAGAAAGGGUCUCCAUUCGUUUUUAAGGUUAUGCGUAACUUACGAAUAGCUCAAUGGAAUGGUCUUCAGCCAAUCGUCAUCUCGAGAGUGUGUCAUGAAGCAAAUAGUCGGGGAUUUAUAAUGACUCAUUUGCUUUGAGCCAACCAGAUGCAGAGAUUUGCAAUACACAAAGCUUUAAUAUGAUAAUAGAAGGUGAAAAAUCACUCAAAAACUCUAGGUCUUAGAGACCGGUGCCCAGUGUAUUACAAAGAGUUAUGAUUGAUCCAAUCGACUGUAACUAUGGAAAUCGAUCAGUGUCAUAAUUUUUUCUACAUGAAAUUUGCAAAAUAUCCUUUGCAAACAAAGGGGAACAUGCCAAAUUGUCAAUAAAUCGAUGAAUUUAUGAAUAUACAUCAUAGCUAGAAUUUUUUUUGAACAAACAUGUAUUUUAUGUGUUGAGUUUGGUGGCUUUCCAUAGUUGCAAUUGAUCGAAUCAAUUGUAAGUCUUUGCAAGACGGGCCCCUAAUUGAAGCUAAUUCGUAAGUUACAAACAACUUACGAAUCUACGAGCAUUGAGUUGUAACCCUUUCUUGGAAGGGAUAUCAAGGCCAAUUGUAAUUUUGGUUAUGUCAUGUACCAGAAGGAAAGAUAACACGUUAUAUAUAAAGUCAUGCAUAACAUUUUUCUGAAAUGGUGCUUGGGCCAAUCAGAGUGUUGACUGAGCUCUAUAUAACUCCUCAUUUGGGGAUUGCAUCAUGAAGCAAAUAGUCAGGGAUUUUCAUAUUCUCAAUUGCUAUGAGCCAAUCAGAUGCAAGGAUUUGCAGUAGCUUAUAACAAUAGUCAGUGGAAAUCACUGGUUACUUGGUUCGUGAAAUGCUCCCUACCUCUUCUUCACCUUGAUUCACUUGAUGUGUAAAACUCAUGAAAACAGUGUGUGAGACAGAAUUUGAUCUUCUGAAUUUUUUUCAGAAUGUGUUUUUUUUUUAAUGCGGUAUAUUAAGUUAUUUCUAUAUGAUUUAUUCCUAUCCAACAACAGAUAGAUUAUCGUUUAAAAAAUUAAUAAACAAGCGUACAGAUAAUGCUGAAAAUUCAAUCAAAAUUGAAUGGAAAAAUGCUCCAAAUUUUAAUCAUGUUUGGUUGCGUAUAUUUAUAAAAAACAGUACAACGUCUCAGAAUUGUUUCUGGAUCGAUAGCACUAUAUAGCGUUAUGACAUUGUUGUUAUUAUUUUAAUUAUUUUGCAAAUAUUGAUGCUGAUGGUGACACACUCGCUGAUCCUUUUAUAUAAUCAUAUGAAUUUUCAAUCAAUGUGAUGUUGUAGUGGACUUGGUUAUUUGCUAUAUCAAUGAUAUGUGUAUUUGUGUUAAUGAAAGUAAAUUACUUUUAUAUGCAGACGACAGUGUUUUACUCUAUUCUGAUACAAGUCCUAAGCUGAUCAGUGAAAAACUUAGCUUAGAAUUAUCAAAUUGUGUUAAAUGGAUGACAGAUAAUAAGCUUAGCUUACAUGUUGGUAAGACCGAAAGUAUUUUGUUUUGUUCGCGGGCUAGGUCUAAGCAUACAGAUGAUUUCAAUAUAUACUAUAACAAUCAAUUAAUUAAGAGACAGAAUUCCGUGAAGUAUUUAGGCCUGAUAUUAAAUAGUGAUCUCUCAUGUACGUCUAUGGUUGACUCUAUUGUCAAAAAAGCUAAUGCUCGCUUGAAAUUUCUAUACCGGUAUCAAAAUUGCAUGAAUACGAAAUCCAGACGCAUUUUAAGCUUUUCAUUAAUGCAGUGUUUAUUUGAUUAUGCUAAUGCAGCAUGGUACUGCAGUCUUGGAAAGGUUGAUCAAAAAAAGUUUAGAAUUAUUCAAAAUAAGAUUGUUAGAUUUAUUACUUGCUUACACCCAAGAACACAUGUUGGGAAGAAUGAAAUCGAAAAAGCUGGCCUUCUUCGCAUAGACUUGAGGUCGCAACAACUUAUACUUCACCAUGUUCAUAAAAUUUUCUAUUCAAACGAAUAUCAUUACAUCUCAAAAAACUUUACACGGUCAUCUAAU
Messenger RNA from Lytechinus variegatus (green sea urchin), 3677 nucleotides. RefSeq lists its product as uncharacterized. The record is from RefSeq and is a predicted model, not a curated record. NCBI's taxonomy places the organism in Eukaryota, Metazoa, Echinodermata, Echinoidea, Temnopleuroida, Toxopneustidae. The transcript has 9 exons. Bases 111 to 1409 code for a protein of 432 amino acids.